AUGUCUACAGAGUGCACAAAUUGUCACGACUCUAUAAUUCAUGAUGAAGAUUCAAUUGUUUGCUCCACGUGUACUGGCGUCUUUCACUUUUUCUGUGCUGGUUAUAAUGAAAAUGCUUUUAAAAAACUUUCAAAUAAUUCUAAAAUGAGAUUUGUCUGCAAUAAGUGUAAAACAAUUGGUUCUGGUAAUAAAUCUAAGCUACCUGACAAAAUAAAUGAUGAAAAUGUUAUAUCGAAAAAAAAAUUUGAAGAAUUAAUUACUUCGGUAAACUUCAUGGGUAAUCAAUUUGACGAUUUUAGUAACAAAAUGGACACUAUUUUGAAAGAACUCAAAGACUUAAAACUUGAAAAUUCUAAAAUAUUAUCAGAAAAUAAAUUACUUAAAGAUGAAAUCAGUAUAAUAAAUCAAAAAAUUGAUGAAUUGGAACAAAAAAGCAUUGGAAAUGCAAUUGAGCUCAAAGGCAUCCCAAAAACUGUAAAUGAAAAUUGUUGUGACAUCGUUCAAGUUAUCGCUAAAAAAUCCAAUUCUAAUAUAACGCUAAAAUCUGCCUACCGAAUUCAUUCGUCUGAUAAUAAAACAAACAUCAUAGUUGCUGAACUUGAAACUUCUGAUAUGAGGAAAGAUUUUCUUAGUAAAGUAAAAUCAUUGAGAUUGAAUGCAAAUAUGAUUCAUAAUAGCUGGUCAACGGACUCAAAAAUCUAUGUAAAUGAAAGGCUCACCAAGAAUAGAAGAACAUUGUUUUCAAAAACCAGACUGGCUUGCAAGGAAAAACGGUACAAAUAUGUUUGGGUUAAUAACGCGGAAAUACUGGUUAAAAAGGAUGAUGGUGAGAAAACUCUAAGAAUCAAGUCUGACAAGGAUAUAAAUAAGUUGUAA
Molecule: messenger RNA, 876 nt
Organism: Macrosiphum euphorbiae (potato aphid)
Lineage: Eukaryota; Metazoa; Arthropoda; Insecta; Hemiptera; Aphididae
Source: the annotation of a GenBank genome assembly